This is a messenger RNA of Enterobius vermicularis (human pinworm), 4809 nucleotides long. The record is from the annotation of a GenBank genome assembly. NCBI's taxonomy places the organism in Eukaryota, Metazoa, Nematoda, Chromadorea, Rhabditida, Oxyuridae.
AUGGCUAGUUCAGUCGCUCAACUACGAUUGUUGCUGUGGAGGAAUUUUCUUCAGCAAAUACGAUCGCCAAAAUUUACAGCAUUUGAAUUUCUUGUACCACUUCUGUUGAUUGGACUCAGUUUUGGUUUGAUGAUUGGGCUUCGUGGAACUUUUGAAAAAUCCUACGAUUAUAGAGCGUAUCCACCCUGGAUAGUUCAAGGAAAUGCUGUGGAUCUGCUGAUACCGCCAGAUUUAAGCAAUUUAUCAGUUACAAAAGCAAAUGAAGAUGAAAUGGUCGACUAUAUUACUCAGUCGUUUGUCAGUCAAUGUGGCAACCCAUUAAUCGGAGGAAUUGUGUUUGCGGACAGUUUUGCAAAAAAUUCGAACCCGGAUAGGAUAAGUGACAUAGCUUAUAAAAUUAGGCUAGCAAAUACAAAAAGACGUUUCAAAGAAGUCUUUGGCGAAAGCUUUCAACCGUGGGAUACUUCGAGAGAUUUUACAGAAUCGUUUGUUUCUGGACCCACCAAUCCAGACGACGUUGAUGGUGGAAGUCCAGGAUAUUGGCAAGAAGGAUUUUUGACACUUCAGAAAGCUGUUGAUAUUUCUAUUCAACAGUAUCUGUCACAACAAAACUCAUCACUGCCUCAGAAUACACCUGGACUUUUGCUUCAACGCUUUCCAUAUUCAGCAUACAAACUGGAAAUUAUCGAAAUUGGUUCUUUUUUUCUUCCGUUUAUUCUGGUCUUCUCCUUUAUGGCCAGUGUAAUCUACAUUGUUCGAUCAAUUGUAAUGGAAAAGGAGAAUAGGCUCAAGGAGUACAUGAAGGUCAUGGGUCUUCGACAGUGGGUACAUUGGGUUGCUUUUUUUGUUGUCGAUUAUUUAAAAGUAUCAGUCAGUGUUAUUGUUUUAUCAAUUCUUCUAUAUUUCGUUACAAAAAGAAGUGACCCAUCUGUAGCAUUUGUGUUUUUCCUGCUCUACGGUUUUGACACAGUCUAUUUUGCAUUCUUUAUUUCCACAUUCAUGCAUUCAGCAACUGCUGGUACAACGAUGGCCGUAAUUGGGUGGCUUUUACUGUACUUUUGGUAUGCAUUUUUCUCAAAUGUUGAUGCACAAGUACCCUAUUCAUUUUCUGUUAGAAUGGCAAACUGUUUGAAUCCAGAUGUUGCUCUUAAUUUUGGAAUCCGCCUAAUUGCUCAGUACGAGACGCAAGCUGCUGGGAUACAUUGGGCAAAUGUGUUUGAAACACCCUCACCAGAUGAAACCAUAACGAUGGGUCACAUUUUGGUCAUGCUUGCGAUUGAUGGUAUAGUGUUCAUUAUUCUCACUUGGUAUUUUGAAGCAGUCUUUCCGGGAGGAGAGGGAGUCCCACAAAAACCGUAUUUUUUUAUUCUGCCUUCAUAUUGGUUCCCAGAAAUAAGUGGAAGAAAAACCUUUUUUCAAGGGAAAGACCUUGAAAACGGGUUCGAGACAGACGCGAAAAAAAGUGUCGAACCUGUUCCAGACGGCGCUGAAGUGACAGUAAACAUCGUUAAUAUGAGCAAAACGUAUGGGACGAGUUGGUUGAAGAAGCUGUUUGAUUGCAAAUUUAGUAAAAAGGGAGAGAAAAAGGCCGUUUCAAAUUUGAACCUGAAAAUGUACCGAGGCCAGGUUACAGCACUGCUUGGACAUAAUGGAGCUGGCAAAAGCACUACUUUUUCUGUUCUUACUGUAAUAAAAAUUUUAAGGGGUUACUGCUCCAACACAUGGGACAUUUUUUUGCAAAGUUACUGUUGCUUUGCACUGAAAGGGCGUGAAUGGAGUUUAUCAGAAGCGCAUCAUCUAAUUUCACAGCUGAAAAUUGAUUCCAAAGCCGAUGCUUAUGCUGGAACGCUAUCAGGUGGACAGAAACGAAAACUUUCACUUGCUAUUGCACUAAUCGGCGGCUCUGAGGUCGUCAUGCUUGACGAACCAACUUCAGGUAUGGACCCCGGAGCUCGUCAUGACACAUGGAAGCUUUUGCAGAGUGAAAAGUCUAAACGUACAAUGCUCCUCACAACACAUUAUAUGGACGAGGCCGAUCUACUUGGUGAUAGAACAGCUAUACUGGCGCAUGGCGAAUUACAGUGUGUCGGAACCAGCAUGUUCCUUAAAAAUUUAUAUGGAGCUGGGUAUUAUAUGACGGUGGAUUAUAAAAAACCUGAGUUGUAUUCGGAAACGCUAAAUUUGCUAAGGAAGUAUUGCCCAAGCGUUAAAAUUCAGUCAGCUAUUGGCCUAGAAGCUAUUUUUCUAUUACCUUCUGAUAAUCGUUCCAGUUUUCCAAAAAUGUUUCGGGAUUUGGAAGACAGUCUGGACAACUUGGGAAUACAAUCAUUCGGUGUUUCUGUAACAACGAUGGAAGAAGUGUUUCUGAAAGUAGGUGAGUUAGCAGAUACUAAAAAGGGUGAAGCUGAGGGAACGACUUUGUUAACAAAAGUUUACAGCACCACAAGUCUUGACACCAAAGCGAAGGAGAACUACAUUUCCACGAUGACAAUCAAGCGUAUUGUUUAUUUCUAUAGACGAUGGGUACAGUUCCUUCCACAGCUUAUACUUCCGAUCGCAUAUCUGACAUUGAUAGUUUACGCUACGAACGCUAUACCAGACGCAAAACCACAAGAUCCAUUAGAAAUAACACUGAAACCAUACACCAGUAAAGGGGUUAUCGCUAACGUUUAUGGAGAAAACGAUACUUUUCAAAGUCACAAUUUGGCAACGAUUCAAAAUAGUUUUUUAAUUGUGCUUUAUUUGCAGCAAGGAAGUAGAAAUUUUGGUCUAUUUAAAGCGCAAUUUUUACUUUUCAAAAGAAUUAAUUUAGCAAUGUUUGAUAACUUUGGAUUGGCUACUCCACCGUUGGCUGUCAGCAUUGCCGACUCCAUCAUAGCUACCGCAGCUUUAAAUCGCAAUAUUACUUUCACUGUAACUAAUCAUCCACUUCCUCCUACUAAUGCUGAUUCUAUUAAAAAUAAGGGCAUGAGUAGCAAUAAAGGGUUGAUGAUGGGUAUGGCUGUUAUUGUUUCGAUGAGUAUGGUAGUAUCUGGAUUUUCUAGUUUUCUUAUACGCGAACGGAAGAAAAGAUCAAAACAUAUGCAGAUAAUGAGCGGAUUACCAACGUGGAUUUAUUGGUGUUCUGCUUAUAUUUGGGAUUUAGUAUUUUUUAUUUACGUUACCAACGCAUUUACGUUGUUCCUUCUAAUGCUACUCUUCGGAUGGGCUGCGAUUCCCUUUACGUAUUCGUUUCAAUUCGCUUUCAAAUCUGCUCCAAAAGGAUAUAUGCUCAUUGUUAUUUUCAAUGUGAUUACCGGAAUGAUUGGGGCAAUAGCGGUCCCAAUUAUACAAGAAACUGCCAGCGAUCACGCUGCAAACAUUUGUGCUAUAGUAUUUUCAUUGUUCUUCCCGACUUACAACUUAUGCUUGGGCUUUACUCGAUUGUAUAAUAACGAAUUUGGUAGAAGGGCUUGUGCUCCGGUUGAUUGCACUAUCCCGCUAUUCAAAACCGGCGCACCACAGUGCUGCGGAAAUGACACUGAAAGGAUUUUUGUGGACUCGGUAUUGAGAAGCACUACAGAUAAAGGCUUACUCAUUGAGGUCCUUGUUCUCGUAUUCGAGGGAUUCCUGUUCUGGUUCCUGACAGUUGGUAUUGAAAAUGAUUGGUUUACUAGAACGAGAGAAAGGUUUUUUCAGAAAUGCAGCAAAUUUGGUUCUACUAAUAAGGUUGGAUUCGAAGACUCCGACGUUAUUGCAGAAAAAGAAUCUGUGAUUGAAAUGAGGCCUGAUUCUUCAGCGUUAAUUGUACAGGAUGUGCAUAAGUAUUAUGGCAGCUUUCAUGCGGUAAGAGGUGUCAGUUUCCAUGUGGAAAUUGGUGACUGUUUUGGAUUGCUAGGCGUAAAUGGUGCAGGAAAGACCAGUACCUUCCAGGUGCUAACAGGAGAAAACCCUCUGUCUAUUGGUGAAGCAUUUAUAAAAGGUUAUAGCGUUAGCGAGAACUGGAGAGAUGCCGCACUUCAUGUUGGAUACUGCCCUCAAUUCGACGCGGUCUUAAAGGAAAUGACUGGGUCUGAAACCCUGACUAUGUUUGCUCGCAUUCGUGGAAUACCCCCAGGGGAAAUUUCGAGAUGUGUGGAUGCCACAAUAGAAGCCAUUGGCAUUGGAAAUUAUGCCAAGCGCCCAAUAAAAACAUAUAGCGGUGGGAACAAAAGAAGACUGAGCCUCGGAAUAGCUUUAGUAGGAUUACCAGAAGUAUUACUCCUUGAUGAACCGACGACUGGUGUUGAUCCAAAAGCGAGAAGGAUCAUUUGGAACAUCCUUUCAAGAGUUCGUGACCAAGGUACCGCAUUAGUUCUAACGUCACACAGCAUGGAGGAAUGUGAGGCCUUGUGCACACAGCUAGCAAUCAUGGUCAACGGUAAAUUCCGUUGUUUAGGAAAUAUACAACACAUAAAGUCCAGGUACGGACUGGGUUACACGCUAAUAAUCAAAGUUCCCAGAUCUGUUUCCUCGAGGGAGAUAAAGGAUAUUAUCGCAAAGACGUUUCUAAACUCCGUUCUGAAAGAAGAAAACAUGCAACAAUUAAAUUACGAAGUCCAUAAACGGCCAGAUACUACAUGGUCUGCACUAUUUCAACAAAUGGAAAAUAUUGCUACGAAUUUUAAAAUUGUUGAUUAUUCGCUCAGCCAAACUACCUUAGAACAGGUCUUUCUCGAGUUUUCUCGUAGCGUACCAACAAUUAACAAUAAUACAGCAACACCGCAGCUACAACAACCAAUCUUGACUGAAGAGAACCUUUCUUGCGACAGUUACGACUACCGCAUUUAA